This is a messenger RNA of Entrophospora candida, 625 nucleotides long. NCBI's taxonomy places the organism in Eukaryota, Fungi, Glomeromycota, Glomeromycetes, Entrophosporales, Entrophosporaceae. The record is from the annotation of a GenBank genome assembly.
UUUGUCGUUUAUUCACAAAUCAGAAAAACAAAUCAGAAAAAACAAAUCAGAAAAAAUGAGUCAAAAACUGUUCAAGGAAAUUAUAAAAUCUAAUCCCGUUAAUGUAUCUCCCAAUAGUGCAACUGCUGUUGCGCCAGAUGCUAAGUUACCACCGGUGACAAGUGCGCUUUCGGUGUCUCUAAAUCUGAAACUUACUGGUACUCAUGGCGCCCAAAUGUUUGCCCGUACUCCUUCAGUCUUUCUGUUCAGGGAUAGCACUACACUGCAAGCCUGUUUCACAAGUGACUGGGGCAAUCCUAGUAUGGUUGCAUUGAAUGAUAUUAAACCUGACCUUCAACUGGGUUCCUGGCAUAAUAUAACCUACACUAUCUCUAAUAUCGAAAAGAGAAUGGAUGUCUACAUUGAUUGUAUAUGGGUUGGAUUCACAAGCAUCCAGUAUCCUAAUACGCAAAAUGUUGUGUUCAAUGAUGGUCCAUUGUAUGUUGGACAAACACCAAUUUACGCAGGAGUUACUGGUUCAAUUAGCGAUUUUCGGUACUUUAACUGGAGUCUUUCUCACGAUGAAGUGAAGCAAAACUUUGAGAAACAAGGAUUCUUUAAAAACGGCAAUUAUACAACAGAAUAA